UUUUUCUUCUCUCAACCAUCAACAAAACAAAAAAAAAAACUUCUGCAUGGUCCGCUCACCAUUUUGAGCACACCUACUUAUAAUCUCUCAAAAUGACACAACGAAAGCCGUCCGCUGUGCAAUAUGAGAUAGACCUUCACCAACUCCCCAUCCUCGAUAGUCUCCCACUUUCGCUGCAAGACCAGCAAGAAUGCAUAAUCUGUCUAGAGGAUCUAGAGUCAGUCAACGUCAAAUCAUAUCGUCAACUGCCGUGCCAACACUUCUUCCAUCAACCGUGCAUUGACGACUGGCUCAAACGGCCGAAUCCAAGCUGCCCGCUUUGUCGGCGCACAUUCGAGCACCUGCGGCGACCGUGCAAGGCUACGACAAGGCCCGUCUCUGAUGUAGUGGUCAACAAUUGGAGCACCGUCCAGCCUCUGCCGCGAUACUUGUUGGUUGUCAGCCCCGGGUCUGGACCAGCACUGCCGGCGCAACCGGCCCCGCAAUUCUCUGUUCCCGUUCUUGUUGAUGAGCCACGCGAGGCAGCGCGACAAUCGGUCCGAGCGUGGUGCAAGAGGAAGUUAAAAGUCGGGCGGGUAGCAUGAGCGUCGCGUCGGCUCUAGCACGGUGGUUUCACACGAUGAGAUGAUUUUCAUGCAGGGAUUUUGCUGAAGCAGGAAAGACAAAGAUGACUUAUGAUUCUCUUUCAGUUCUUUGCGGGCUUGCUUUUUUUUUUUUUUUUGCUUCUUCUCUUUCUGCCAGUUUUAUUUGUACUCCCUCUUUUUUGUUACCGAGAUUCCCACCCACGUCAGAUCCUAGUUUUGAUGCCAAGCUGGAGAUUGGCCUAUUUUACGUCUUCUGAUAUUUUUUCGUCAAGUGCAUGAGAUUCACUGAACUUCCUCUCUAUGGUCCUCU
Aspergillus homomorphus CBS 101889 is the source of this 894-nucleotide messenger RNA. RefSeq lists its product as uncharacterized. The coding region runs from base 93 to 584 and encodes 163 amino acids. Gene Ontology annotation, biological process: ubiquitin-dependent protein catabolic process. Gene Ontology annotation, molecular function: ubiquitin protein ligase activity. Lineage: Eukaryota; Fungi; Ascomycota; Eurotiomycetes; Eurotiales; Aspergillaceae. The transcript has 2 exons. Gene Ontology annotation, cellular component: cytoplasm. The record is from RefSeq and is a predicted model, not a curated record.